Molecule: messenger RNA, 1376 nt
Organism: Lotus japonicus
Lineage: Eukaryota; Viridiplantae; Streptophyta; Magnoliopsida; Fabales; Fabaceae
Product: transcription factor MYB102-like
Exons: 3
Coding region: 157-1191 (344 amino acids)
Source: RefSeq, a predicted model, not a curated record
CCCAAGUACCAUCCCACCCCAUUACGGACCCUACAAUACAUCUCUCUCUUCCUUUCUAUAUUCUCUCACGUCUCCAAAUUAAGCUUAAUUAGCUCAACAAGCUAGAGUUCACUUAAUCUUCAGCUUAAACAUUUCCAAACACAGCAAGCUAGCUAUAUGGGGAGAACACCUUGUUGUGAAAAGAAUGGCCUCAAGAAAGGGCCAUGGACUUCCGAGGAGAACCAGAAACUCAUUGAUUACAUUCAGAAACAUGGAUAUGGCAACUGGAGAACACUCCCAAAGAAUGCUGGGCUGCAAAGAUGUGGAAAGAGUUGCCGUCUCCGGUGGACAAACUAUCUCCGGCCAGAUAUAAAGCGAGGUCGGUUCACAUUUGAAGAGGAGGAGACAAUAAUUCAGCUUCAUAGCAUUCUUGGCAACAAGUGGUCUGCAAUUGCAUCUCGGUUACCAGGAAGAACAGACAAUGAAAUCAAGAACUAUUGGAACACUCACAUUAGAAAGAGGCUUCUGAAGAUGGGUAUUGAUCCUGUGACACACGCUCCACGCCUUGAUCUAUUAGACCUCUCUUCGAUCCUCUAUUCAUCUCUCUCUGGUUCAUCACAAAUCAACCUUCAGAGGCUCCUUUCCAUGCAGAUGAAUCCAGAGCUUCUAAAUUUGGCUUCCUCACUCAACAUGACGAGUGUUGUUGGUCAAAAUGGUCAACACAACAACAACAACAACCAGUUCUACAACCCCCAAAUCCAGAGCCAAAUUCUACAUUUUGAUCAAGACCCUGUUCAAGAUUGUAACACAUUCAGCACCAGUUGUGUUUCAUUGCCACAAUUGGACUCAUAUCCAUCAAAUUUCACCGACUUUGGCUACCAACAAAAUUCUCAGCAAAGUGAUAAUUGGGACAGUAAUGAAAUUGCUUAUGUCCCUCAAUUACCGAGCUAUGAUCAUUAUUAUGGUUCUGAUAAUCAAAAUUUCAUGUGUCCUCCAUUGUCAGAAGCUUCAACGUUUCAUUCCAAUAACAGCAAUCAGAACUUCAGCUUUGCUUCAGUUCUGUCGACGCCAUCGUCUAGUCCCACACCGUUAAAUUCAAACUCCACGUAUGUCAACGGGAGCAACACAGAGGAUGAAAGAGAAAGCUAUGAUAGUAGUCACAUGUUGAAAUUUGAAAUCCCAGACAUUUUAGAUGUCAAUGAGUUCAUGUAAUUUAUGAUCAUCUGUAAUCAACGAUUAAAUCAACCAAAACGUUGAUUAAUUUCCCCAUUGGUUUUUUUGGGAGAGCUAGAUAAGUUACAGUUCUUGGACCAUAUGGUGUUGAUAUUUGUAACAUUUCAUGCAUUUUUAAUGUCAUUGAUUGAUAGCUUAAAUUUGUUGAUUGAGCUUUGACUUUA